GCACCACGCUCGACCCUGUUAUUGGGGCAAAAGAGACGAGGUCAAAGCGAUGCAAGACUGGAAGCACCUCCGUCACGUAAGCGUAGCCAAACUGUGCCAGAAGAACGAGAAUGUCCUUUUCUUUCUGCAGCACGUCCUCCAGAACGGUGGCGUAUUCGCCCUUGUUGGCUCGUCUCUCGAAAAGUUCAAUACGAACGUCGCCCGCAUCCGUGGAGUUGUGCGCCAUCAGCGACGCAUACACGCCGGCGUAAAAAGCAGUGGGCAUAGUAGGCUGUGGCGGAAAAAAUUGGCGUCAACAUCAAAAUCUUCACUGGGGUGUAAGAAUCUGCGGCUUGGGUGGCUGCGCUGUGCGGGGCAACGGAAGCAGCAGCAGAAGCAGCAGCACGACAAGGACAAGAAGGCACGGCGACGCCGCAGAGGGUCGCAAGCCAAAGUGCGCACUGUAACCACGCUGCCCCCAAAGCACCGCCAUAACUGCUGCCCUGCGAUUGUCUUGCUGUAUAGCCUGUAA
Messenger RNA from Trypanosoma conorhini, 511 nucleotides. RefSeq lists its product as uncharacterized. The transcript has a single exon. The annotation marks the transcript as partial. NCBI's taxonomy places the organism in Eukaryota, Euglenozoa, Kinetoplastea, Trypanosomatida, Trypanosomatidae. The record is from RefSeq and is a predicted model, not a curated record.